Messenger RNA from Amoebophrya sp. A120, 588 nucleotides. NCBI's taxonomy places the organism in Eukaryota, Dinophyceae, Syndiniales, Amoebophryaceae. The record is from the annotation of a GenBank genome assembly.
GCUGGAACGCCUUGCGACCGGGGGACGAGCUCGUCGUUCAGUGGGCAGGCCCUGGCGUCCACGUGCAGGUGCCCAUCGACCUCCCAGCGGACUUGAAACAGCAAGAGACACUCGAAAAAGCACGCACAAAGGAGCACGGCAUAAGGGUCGAACUUGGGACACAGCUUAUCUGAUGUAAGUAUUAUUGGGACAGAAAAAAUGCUAGGAAGUACCAUUCUUGCCACAUGUGAUCACGCAGAGUACUUGUUCUGGCAUGCAGAUGCAUUAGAUGCUUGGUCGUGGUGGUAAAACUACUUACUUGAAUACCUGCCCUUGUAGCAUACAAGUUACAUAUAUCGGUCUGUUCAAAACUUAAAAAGUGGCAUACAAAGAUUAAUUUGGGAAGGGGCGCCAAAUAAUGCGUCACGUCAGAACAACUCGAGGCAUUUUGCCGCGCACAAUCAUUCAAGGUCAGCAUGAUUAAGGCACACUGACUCCUCAGGUACUAGGCAUGACGCCGAAAGCUUCUUUCUCUGACCCUACCGCAUUUACACGCAAUUCGGCUGGUGAAGGCUCGAUCCUCUAUCGCGAUGCCGAUGCGAUGCCGAG